Molecule: messenger RNA, 2232 nt
Organism: Daldinia childiae
Lineage: Eukaryota; Fungi; Ascomycota; Sordariomycetes; Xylariales; Hypoxylaceae
Exons: 1
Coding region: 1-2232 (743 amino acids)
Molecular function (GO): lipid binding
Source: RefSeq, a predicted model, not a curated record
AUGUUGUCCUCUUGCUUUGGUUUACGAAAGAAGAGCAAUGACCCCGAGCGAGAACCACUGCUCCCUCAAUAUGAGCAAGACACUCAUCUACAGCGGGAGCUGUAUCGGAAGCUUCAAAGCUACCAGAUGCUAAGGGCUCUGACCAAAGGAUACAUGCCAACUACCGAACAAGCCACUAUCAACUUACGUACUCUUCUAGCAAGUGACGUAUUGAAUCCCGAAAACCCAGACCUGUCCGAUAGUGGUCGCCGUUUGAUACGUCUCACCAAGCUAUGGCUACAGCAAUUCAUUACUCUUCUACAGAAUAAAAAUGGCAAGGAUCAACUUCAAGAUCUUAUCUGGUUCUUAACAAAAAGCCGAAUAUCAAUCGAUGUGGAAGAUCUCAGCGCAAGGGCCAAGAAAACCAAAGCCAAGGCCGAUAUUGCUGCUGCGUACCAAAGUGUGCGCACUGUCGGCUCUCUACUGCUCACGAAUCCCGAUUUUAGAACAUUCCUUAGUGAUCUCAAUAUAGUCGGUCGCGAGGUUUUCAGAGAUUCGGCAUUUGCAUUGAGUAGUGCUGCUAAGGAAGUAGGCGAGCAGUUGGAGCCAUCACACGAAGAACAGCGAAGUAUAGCCGAGUCAGGAACUACUAGUGAUGGCCAGCCACCGACAGCCCAAGAUUUAGAGGAUGAAUUCGAAGAUGCCGGCAAAGUUGUUGCGAGCCACGGUGCCGAGGUCGCAAGCGCUACGGUCGAGAGUGCUAAAGAUAAGAUUUCUGGUGAUGAGGGCCAGACGCUUUUAAAACGGUUGCAGCAAGUAGUCCUUAACCUUCGCAAGCGCAAGGACUAUUCGGACUCCGUAUCGACACUCUCAUUACUCAUAAAACGCUAUGCUAUAGUCUAUUCGCGAGCCGCUGAGGAACUAAUGGAUAUCACCCAGGAUGAUGUUCAGGAAAACCGGGAGACAGAUCGUGCCCUCACCAAUCUUUGGGAGUUUGUUAGGAGCUUCGGUGACAAGAAUGAAUGGGAGAGGUCAGAAGAGCUUUUGAAGAAGGUUAUGAGCCAUAAAGACAGCGAUCCCGAGUUUGAGAAUUUACUACAGGACCUCGGUGACAGCUUGCAGAAGCUCCUUAUGGACCCGGAAUUCUUCUCCAAUGCGGAUGAAAAGCUCCGGGAGCUAAGAGAAAAGAGCAAGAAUGUCGGAUCAGAGAGUAGCUUGAAACAGGAUGUCGAUGAUCUCCUACAGCAGCUAUCUAUCACGUUCAAAAGUGUGGCAAAGGACGAAGAUAUCCAUAAUCUAACAACAACAACGCUCCGUAUUUUUGGUGUCCUUUCUCCUACCAACUCGACAACAAACACUGACUUAAUCCACGACGCGCUGAAUGUAUUUAUUCCACUUCUCAUCAGUACAGUUCAACAUGUGCCAAUCCCACGUCUCGAAGUCAGCACACCAAUAAUCGACCUUCUACUAGAAAACCUCAUUAUCGAGCCCGGAAUUACUGUGAACGAAACAUCAUUCCUUCCGUUCAGACUGAAGAUCGAGAAUUAUAAUGACGUUGAGAUCCGUAAAGCCCGUUUCCGGACAAAUACUAGUAUGAAGAACCUCAUGCUCAUUAAGAUCGACGGCCUUUCAGCACGUGCGGAUGAGGUCGGCUUCUGGUUGCGCGCCCAUAGUGGGUUAUUCCGUCUAGCCGAUGAGGGCAUCGCAAGCUUCGCGCUAGAUGAGCGCGGCAUUGACAUCCACCUCGAAGUCGAGAUAUGUCGCGAGCGCUUAGAACAGAUGGUAACACUACGCAGCGUGCGGGUAAAAGUACACAAGUUAAAUUACAAGCUCCGGAAGAGCAAGUUCUCCUGGCUGGGCUGGAUCAUUAAGCCAGUGCUUCGACCGAUCCUCAAGGCGACAAUGGAAGCCCAGCUUGCUUCUGCCAUUAGCGAUUUGUUACAUGCUGCGAAUCGCGAGUUGUUGUUUGCUCGGGAGCGUCUACGCGCGACACGGAUCGCCGAUCCGAAGGAUCUAUGGACCUUCAUCAGGGCUGUUGCGGCUAGGUUGGUACCCGAGGAAAAUCCUGAUCUAUAUACGAGGGUGGGUGUUGAGCAGCCGGGCCGUGGUGUCUUUAAGGGUGUCUAUACCCCGGGUAGUGUUGUUAAGAUAUGGAACGAGGAGGCAUCUCGAGCUGGCGAUCGUAUUGAGCAGUUUGAGGCGGGCGGUUGGCGGAACGACGUAUUUGAUACGCACGUGCGUAAUCUCACUUGA